Messenger RNA from Sycon ciliatum, 834 nucleotides. RefSeq lists its product as uncharacterized. Gene Ontology annotation, molecular function: DNA binding. The transcript has a single exon. Gene Ontology annotation, biological process: DNA recombination; DNA integration. The record is from RefSeq and is a predicted model, not a curated record. Bases 1 to 834 code for a protein of 277 amino acids. NCBI's taxonomy places the organism in Eukaryota, Metazoa, Porifera, Calcarea, Leucosolenida, Sycettidae.
AUGUUAUCGAGCUUUGCGGCCUACUUGGCGAGAUCUGUGAAGCCAGGUACAGUGGCCAAUCACAUCUUGGCCGUUCGUAAUCUGCAUCUCGAGUGUGGCAUGGAUGAUCCUACGACAGGCGCUAACCUGCUACCGCGCGUGCUUAAGGGCAUUAAGAGAUUGAAGGGCACUGCUCCGUCCAUGACUCAUCUUCCACUGACAAGUGAUCUGAUCCAGUCAGUUGUGGACCGGUUGCGGAAUGACCCGACUUCUACUCCAGACGAUCGCGUAAUGCUGCAAGCCGCAAUCCUGUUGAUGUUCCACAGCUUCCUGCGGUGCGCUGAGUUUACUGCAAGCGAUCACGCAACUUUCGACCCAAGAUUUGAUGCUGCCGGUGAUAGUGUGAAGAUCGCGUACCAUGUUGAUAAGCCCGCGUUACAGUUUGUUGUGAAGCGGUCCAAGACGGACCCGUUUGCCAGAGGCAUGAUCUUAAACAUGGGGCCAGCAACGCCACAAUAUUGUCCCGUUGCUGCCAUGGUCGAGUACUUGUCACGCAGUAAGCCGCCAUUGUUGCAGCCAUUGUUCCGGUUUAAGUCAGGCGCACCGCUGACUCGCCGUCGCUUCACUGCUAAACUGAGAGCCCUCCUGCAGUUGUCCGGGGUGAGUAAUGUGGCUGAUUAUGGUGGCCACUCUUUCAGGAUUAGUGCGGCGACAACGGCUUCUACAAACGGCGUUCCUGUGUGGAAAAUCCGUCCUAUGGGUAGGUGGCAAAGUGACUGUGUUCUGAGGUACAUUUGCACAGAUCCGUCGGACUUGCUGUCUGUUUCUAUGACUCAUCACAUUGGGCCUAUUUAA